UAUGUUGGUGAGGCGCGGAGGAGGCGGAGUGAGUCGGCGGCCAUUAGCUGUGUGUAGUUACCGGGACUAGGAGCAUAAGUGAAGAGGGAAACCUUAUUCGGUGGAAAUCAACCGUGGCUAUGGGCUCCUGCCGGGGCUAGCCCCAGAGUACGGAGAAGGCGGGCUUUUCGGUACCCCGCCCCGCCAAGUGGCGGGGCCCACUAGGCCUUCGGGCAUCCUCGGUCUCAAGUAGGCCUUGUCUACCGGCAAGGGCGCCCCGAAGGCAGGAGGCGCCAUGUCGCUGGUUGCUUACGCCAGCAGCGAUGAGAGUGAGCCGGAUGAGGCUGAGCCCGAGCCGGAGCCGGAGGAGGCGGCGGCCCCUACAUCUGGGUCCACUUUAGGGGGCUUGUUCGCUUCUCUCCCCGCACCUAAGGGUCCUGCUUUGCUGCCUCCGCCCCCCCAAAUGCUGGCCCAAGCCUUUCCCCCCCCGCUGUUGCUGCCCCCACCCACCGGAGACCCCCGGCUCCAGCCGCCUCCCCCUUUGCCCUUCGGCCUGGGAGGAUUCCCCCCACCUCCAGGCGUGAGCCCGGCUGAAGCGGCAGGAGUUGGGGAGGGGCUGGGAUUGGGGCAGCCUUCGCCCCGAGGCCCUGGCCUCAGUCUGCCCCCCCCUAUCGGCGGUGCCGGGCCCCCCCUGGGGCUUCCCAAGCCAAAGAAGAGGACAGAGCCGGUGAAGAUUGCGGCGCCAGAGCUGCAUAAGGGGGAUUCAGAUUCUGAGGAAGAUGAACCCACAAAGAAGAAAAUUGUCCUUCAGGGAUCUGGCGAGGGGACCGGUUUGUCUGCCUUGCUUCCCCAACCUAAAAAUCUGACUGUGAAAGAGACUAACAGGUUGCUCCUGCCCCAUGCCUUCUCCCGGAAAGCCUCGGACGGCUCCUCUGACACUAGGCCCUCCAGACGGGCCUCGAAGACCAAGCCCUCCCCUCUGGCUCCUGUUGUGGGCGCCACAACCACCACUCCGUCACCCUCCGCCAUCAAGGCUGCGGCCAAGAGUGCUGCCCUGCAGGUGACAAAGCAGAUCACACAGGAGGAGGAUGACAGCGACGAGGAAGUGGCCCCCGAGAACUUUUUCUCCCUCCCUGACAAGGCCGAGCCUCCUGGAGUUGAGCCAUACCCGUACCCCAUCCCCACUCUCCCGGAAGAGCUGCCUCCAGGCACGGAACCCGAGCCUGCCUUCCAGGACGAAGCAGCCAAUGCCCCCCUUGAAUUCAAGAUGGCAGCAGGCUCAAGUGGGGCGCCUUGGAUGCCUAAGCCUGGGGAUGACUACAGCUACAGUCAGUUUUCCACAUAUGGCGACGCUAAUGCCGCUGGUGCUUAUUAUCAGGAUUAUUACAGUGGUGGCUACUAUCCUGCACAGGACCCGGCCCUGGUGCCCCCCCAGGAGAUUGCCCCAGACGCCUCCUUCAUCGAUGACGAAGCGUUUAAGCGGCUGCAGGGCAAGAGGAACCGAGGGAGGGAGGAGAUCAACUUUGUGGAGAUCAAAGGUGAUGACCAGCUCAGUGGGGCCCAGCAGUGGAUGACCAAGUCACUGACAGAAGAGAAGACCAUGAAGUCAUUCAGCAAAAAGAAAGGUGAGCAGCCAACAGGCCAGCAGCGGCGAAAACACCAGAUCACGUAUCUGAUUCAUCAGGCAAAGGAGCGGGAGCUGGAGCUGAAGAAUGCCUGGUCGGAGAACAGGCUGAGCCGCCGGCAGACCCAAGCCAAAUACGGAUUCUAGGCCUCUGACUUGGUCACUCCCGGGAUCGCCUGCAGCCCAGCCGGCCUGGCCCCCAGCUUCACCUCUGGGGCCCCAGCCCUCGUCUCUGCGAGAAUGAACAUAUUUGAUAGAUUUUUCCUAACAAAAGUUAGAAAAUUCGGCUCCUUCCUGUCUUGGAGCUAGCAAAGACUCGCGUGAUGAUGCCUCAGAACGGGCUCUGAGUUCUUGGACCAGAGUCUUGCUCCCCACUGGGUGUGAUGAAAUGUCAAACCCCUCCUUACACCCUUUUUUUUUAAACCAGGGAUGUCUGUUGAAAUAAACAUUCGGUCUGACAGAGCUGGCUGCCCUGA
Molecule: messenger RNA, 2079 nt
Organism: Manis javanica (Malayan pangolin)
Lineage: Eukaryota; Metazoa; Chordata; Mammalia; Pholidota; Manidae
Gene: PRCC
Product: proline rich mitotic checkpoint control factor
Cellular component (GO): nucleus
Source: RefSeq, a predicted model, not a curated record